Penaeus monodon (black tiger shrimp) is the source of this 1829-nucleotide messenger RNA. RefSeq lists its product as uncharacterized. Lineage: Eukaryota; Metazoa; Arthropoda; Malacostraca; Decapoda; Penaeidae. The transcript has 8 exons. Bases 63 to 1346 code for a protein of 427 amino acids. The record is from RefSeq and is a predicted model, not a curated record.
UUCCUACAGUCUAUGAUAGGAACUUGGUGGAGUCGGACUGUCGUGUCAGGUGCUGCGUGGUGAUGUUGGCAGCAAAGACGUACGCGAGCAGACAUGGGACAGUCUCCCGUGGUACCGGAGGAACUUCUAUUUCCCGUAGUGUUGGAGUUUCAUUUUCUCGCAGCAGUGGGACGUCCUCCUCCCGCGGCGGCGGCGGCGCUGCUGCUUCCCGUGGUAGUCACGCUCAGGGUUGCGACUGCGAAGUCUGCGCCUCCGAGUUCCCUCUCCGCACCCACCCCUUCCUCGAUAUGUCCUACUCGAGGCUGAACCAGGACCAGAAGCCGACUUCAACCUCGAGAUUCAGCUUUUUCAGCCGCAAGAAGCCUUCGAGCCACACCCCCGCGCACGCUGCGGCCGCCUUGGCGCUGACACAGGAACAGAGGCGAGCAAGUGCCAGGGCCCAGUUGCAAGCCCAGCAAGAGGCGGAGGCCAUGGCGAGGGCACUGCAAGAGCCCGUGACGCUGGGCACGCUCAAACAGGACUCGCUCAUGAUCCCGGUGGCUAAGAUGAAGCAGUUCUUCCCGGCGGGGCAUCCAAUCCCAACCAUUGCGUCACAAGGGCGCCUACGACUGCUCGAAGCCCCUGAACACAACAUCCACGUGGUGUUCCACAUGAUGGGCUCGGCCGUCCACGUCAACGCAGCGCUGCGUUCUCCUCUUCUCGACUCGUACGCGCACCAGCGGGAGUGCGUCGUCAAGGCAUUCAAGGCAGCCGUGUCCGCAGCGAACGUUGGCGCCGGCACGCUUCAGGGCAUGGUUCUCCUCAACCUGGAACGAGGCGGCGAGAUGGGCGCAGUGGAGUUCCCCUUCAUGAUCGUGUGGUUCGUCGACGGCCGGCAGUGCGACGCCAAUCAGCUGAUCGGAAGAGUCCGGCAGAGCAGCCUGGAGACACUGGACCCCAUGAAGACGGGUUUCACUUGUUCGCACUACUUUGACACCUUCGAGGAAGUGGCGACGCUAGCUCGGCCUCCCUUAGAGAAGAUGCAGCGGAAAGCCUCCUCGGCCAACACGGGUUACAUCAUCACGGUUUUCAGAGUCUUCGAAGGGAACGACGGCGUCAAAUUCGAGCGAAACUGGCUUGGGUGGACGGGAGCCAGAACACUGUACAAGAGCCUGACGAGCGAGGUCGGCCUCAAGCGCAUCACGCUGCACAAGUCGGCGCCGCAGAAUGGAACCCUCCACUACGUCCUCAUGUGCGACUGCUCCAACUUCCUCACUUGCUUUAACAAGGCCGUCAAAGCCGUUCCUUCCUUGCGGAUGCGAUUAUGUGGAGAUACGGGAUUAUAUAGGCCUAUAUGUACACUCUGAAUCUGUCUCUGGGAAUAUUUUUUAAAGUAAGAUACUUUUUUUUUCUAUUCGUUGGUCCCAUUAAUCUUAAGUUUGUUAGUGUGACUCAUAAGACCAAAGUGUUUUUGCGAGGGUUGAUUCUUCACGUUAAUUCGCUGCAUCUCAGGUUGAUUUUAUGAGUUACAGAGCGCACUGACAUUAUAUAAUAGAUUUUUUUUUAUCAUCGACGUGCUGACAGUCAUUGAUUGUUGAGUUGUAAACGAGGAUGUUAAUAUAUACCCUUUUAAUUCUCUUGGCUGACCUCCGCUGACGUCAUUCGGAGAAUCGAUUUACUGAUGCAUCAGAUACUGUACAUGUAUGUAUAUAUCGUUAAUUUGUAGUUUCACUUUUUCCCAGACGCAGAUCUUAUGAUCCUGUUUUGUUAAGUUUUGGUACGAUAUUUACACGAGUUUUUCAUUCACCAUUUUCUAUAGUUCAUAGUUGUUUUUACUACUCGGAAUCGUU